Messenger RNA from Drosophila mauritiana, 478 nucleotides. RefSeq lists its product as uncharacterized. The coding region runs from base 44 to 442 and encodes 132 amino acids. Lineage: Eukaryota; Metazoa; Arthropoda; Insecta; Diptera; Drosophilidae. The record is from RefSeq and is a predicted model, not a curated record. The transcript is spliced from 3 exons.
CAACCUGAUAUUGGACAUAGAAGAUCUACGAAUACUUCAAGAAAUGUACAGUAUAUCGGAUUAUCUAUAUAUUUAUGUGCCAGAAGAGCCAGUCUCUUCUUAUGAAUUUGUUGAGGAAAGCAACAAAUUGCGAUCAGAAAUAGAACGCAUACUAGAAAAGAAAUCGGUUUGUAUGGAACGAGCCGUUGUUGAUAUAAUAAACAUGUUUAUUGACCUGCUUGAUUUUGAGCAAAUGGAUUCAAAAGGAAGACGCGUGUUUCAACUUCCUCCAGAAAAGCUUAAUGACACUAACUGGCGGACUGAAGGCUUUUUACCUAUCGACAAGUGGGACUUUAUACAAUUUCAUAAAAUAUAUCGAACAAUUUAUCUUGCCCCUGAAGACGUUUUAAGGACUCUACAAUUUCGUAAUUAUGAAAACAUACGCACUCGUAGCUGGAUCUAAGAGGUCAUUGGAUUUUGUUCGACAAAAUAUACUCAG